AUGUCUGAGGAACGUCCUGCCAAAGUGCAACGAACAGAGUCUGGCGCGAAGACUGUUACCACGCGUGAGUUUCUGCAGACAAGUGUGGCGGAAGGGCCAUUCAGUGUUCUCGACAGUGCCAUGCGGAACGGCACGCGUGUAUUUAUUCAGUCCCGUUUUAAUAAGUCUCUUGUCGCUACGGUGGUCGCGUUCGACAAGCAUUUCAAUCUUGUUCUCCGUGAUGUAGUGGAACUCACGAUGGUUAACAACGAGCAGAAGGAGCGGUCCAUUCGCAAUAUGUUUCUGCGCGGUGGGUCUGUGGUGUUCAUUGUCAAACUUCCACAAAAUGCAGCGUAG
Messenger RNA from Trypanosoma theileri, 336 nucleotides. RefSeq names its product small nuclear ribonucleoprotein SmD2. The coding region runs from base 1 to 336 and encodes 111 amino acids. Gene Ontology annotation, molecular function: RNA binding. Gene Ontology annotation, cellular component: catalytic step 2 spliceosome; U5 snRNP; precatalytic spliceosome. The transcript has a single exon. Lineage: Eukaryota; Euglenozoa; Kinetoplastea; Trypanosomatida; Trypanosomatidae. The record is from RefSeq and is a predicted model, not a curated record. Gene Ontology annotation, biological process: RNA splicing; spliceosomal snRNP assembly.